This is a messenger RNA of Trichoplax adhaerens, 1398 nucleotides long. RefSeq lists its product as uncharacterized. The record is from RefSeq and is a predicted model, not a curated record. NCBI's taxonomy places the organism in Eukaryota, Metazoa, Placozoa, Uniplacotomia, Trichoplacea, Trichoplacidae. The transcript has 14 exons. The coding region runs from base 1 to 1398 and encodes 465 amino acids. Gene Ontology annotation, cellular component: dynactin complex.
AUGGCGACUAUUGGGAUAGGGCCGCUUGCAACUGGUGCUCACGUCCUGUAUUCCUGCUCCUGCAAGGAAUUGGGAGAAUUGGAAAGAAUGUAUUUUUGUAGACAUUGCUUGAAGUUAAGAUGUAUCGAUUGUGUAUCUAACGAGGUUGAAUCGUUUUUUUGUCCAACUUGCUUAGAAAGUAUGCCAUCGGCUGAGGCUAGACAAAAAAGAAAUAGAUGCAGCAAUUGUUUGGAAUGUCCCUUAUGCACCAACACUUUAUCGGUCAUUGCUACAGCCACUGAUGAGCCAGCAACUUUGGAUAAUGAUAAAGAACCUGAAAUUGAGCAAAAGAAUGAUACUGACUCUAAGGAAAACCAUCCCGACAAAGAAGACUCUGAAGAUAAAUUAUAUUACUUGAGUUGCGGAUUUUGUCGUUGGACAUCAAGAGAUAUUGGCUUACCGGAUCAACAACAGAGUAGUGGGAAAUGGCCCGAAGUAGAAUUUCAAAAUGCCAAUAAGGUUAACGAGCUGAUAGAGUAUUAUCGCGGGGUUGAACAAUUAGAAAGGGCUGAAAAAGAUAUAAAGAUUCAUAAAAGACGGAGGAGUACGUACAUGUCAAUUGGAACGGGUAAAAUUUCUAGUUUUCAAAGGCGAAGCAUGCAUUCGCGAACUUCGAAUGCAUCUGCCAUUUCGCUCGGGUCUUUCCAAAUAGCCACUGGUCAAAAACCUAAGGAUGCUGGCGUCAGUCAGUCAACCGAAGAUCCGAAACGCACCUCAGAAGACAUUCUGGAAGUUGGAAGUGAACAAAUUACAGGCCUAAUGCAGAGACUCUGUUUUCCUAGUUGUCAGCCGAGCAAAGUAAAAGAUUUAAUGCCUAUUCGUAAGCAUUUGCUAGCGAAAAAGUCCCAACGUUGUAAGAUUUUAAUUGGUAUGUACUUUAUCAAUAGGCAAUAUACUCCACGCGUCAUUAUCACCCAGGUUCCAGACCUCUUGUUUAAUCAGGAGAAUAAAGUCACUUUAACAAUCAUCAAUCCUUUGGAUGCGAGCGUAAAGUUCAUCUUAUCGCCAUUGACCUUAAAUGAAGAUAAGCCAGUUCCGUUUCCUCAAACUGCUGAGAUAAUUCCACCGGAAAAAGAGUUAAUACUUUCAGCGAAAGAUGAUUCAGCAGAAUUUGACUAUAGCGAAACUGCAGCAUCUACUUUUAAUGACGAUCCUAGGAUUGUGCUGGCAAGAAGAGCUAACAGACUUAGUAUUUAUUGUCGAAUAAUACCGAAGAAAGCUUUCGGCCACGUUAAGUGCUCAGUGGUGCUAAAAUAUGACGGAAAAAGCAUAAAGAAAGGUGAUGCUGAGGCCUCGUGGAUUGAACAUCAUGUACAUUUAAAUUUAGGAAUAGUUUCUACAAAGCAUAAGCAGACUUGA